Messenger RNA from Hermetia illucens (black soldier fly), 1661 nucleotides. Its product is annotated as nucleolin-like. NCBI's taxonomy places the organism in Eukaryota, Metazoa, Arthropoda, Insecta, Diptera, Stratiomyidae. The record is from RefSeq and is a predicted model, not a curated record. The coding region runs from base 155 to 1597 and encodes 480 amino acids. The transcript is spliced from 2 exons.
GCCAGUGUACAAAUUCCACCACAUCAGUUGAAUAUAGAAGUGAUGCUGUUGUUGACGGCCGGUCAAUUACUUUUUGGGCGGAUAUGAGCGUUUAAUUGCACAUAGAAAGUAUAUAAAGAGAAAAAGUAAAGUCAACAAGCGCCGAGACGCAGCCAUGAGGUGUUUGUGCUUCAUCAUUUUGGUGGUAGGAUGUGCUCUCGCUGAGAUCGAUCCAGAGUCCAAGCCAGAAUCUGAAGCGAUUCUGUACAACUACCCGAUCAGAAUAAAUGCGCCAAGAACGUUGGGACAGUCCCCGGUACCACCAACUAAACCAACGUCUGAUGCAAGCGAUGCAAAAGAUAAUAAUGAAAGCAAAUCCUCCGAAAAUGAAGGAAGAGUUUUUCUCACGAAGAAGCUCCUUCUUCUAAAAAAAUUCUUCGCGGGUGGAGGUACCCCUCAAAUCAUUACCAUUGACAAACCGAUACCAAUCCCUAUCCCAAUUCCGCAGCCACCGCCUGUGAUUGUUACAAAUACUCCAGGAACAACGGGUACAACGACCACCACCAAUACCAACACGGGCACAGGAACUAAUACGAAUACGGGUACGAAUACAGGUACAGGUACCGCCACUGGGACUGGAACGGGCACGGCUACUGGCACGGGUACUGGUACCGGAACAGGAGGCGGAACCGGUACCGGAACAGGAGGUGGAACCGGUGGUGGAACUGGUGGUGGAACCGGUGGGACUGGGGGAACAGGGGGAACUGGACGCAAAGAGAAAGAAGAAGAAGCUGAAGAUCAAAAUAGGGUCGGCUUGCGAAGAUAUAAUCGUUAUGACGAUAGUGAAGAUGAGGAUGAUGAUUUAGAAGACGACGAGGACAACGACAUCGAUGAUGACAAAGAAGUCAAUGAAGAUGAUGAAGAUGACGAAGAUGAUGAAGGUGACAUUGACGAAGAUGAUGAAAUAGAGGCAGAAAUUAUCAUCCGAGACAAACCUGUGGGACGAGAUGCCUCCCAAAACAUAUACAUCGGUCGACAAAACCGGCCCCUUCGCCCUGUACGACGUCGUCGCCCGAUUGCGGUAAAUGGAAACCGAAUAAACGUAAACCGGCGUAGAGGAAACGUCCCUGCAUAUUACAAUGACUACUUCCCGGAAAAUCAACAAGCAAUAAAAAGGAGACGGCAGCAAAAUCAACUUGCCCAAAAUCAGGUUGCUGCUGCCGCUCAAGGAAACGCCGCUGCUCAGCAGACUCCUCAAGGACAAGUGGGGGGAAUAGCCCAAGGCAUAAGUCAAGUUCUAGGAUUAGGGCAAGGUCUCGGUCAGCUCGCGGCAGGAGCUGCUAAUGCUGCUGGUGCUAAUGGAAACCAACCAGUUAUACCUGCUGGUCAAGGCGUGGGCCAAGGACAAGUAAAUAAACGUAGACGACCACAAGGUCAACGACGUCAACAAGGUCAACGACGACCACAAAGGCGACGAAGAAGACCUCAGAGGCGAUAUGUUGGCACAAAUAAUGGAAAUUUAAGCUUCAAAAAGGGCAAUCCGAAUCGUCGACGUAGAUUCCAGUUGAGCCCUGGAGGAAAUGGUCAGCGGCUUCCACCACUCCCACCUCUCGAUUAAGUUGGAACGGGCUUGUUGUGCAGAUUGUCAGAUGAUUCCUUUGAUGUAUGAUUAUAGAAAAUAA